This is a messenger RNA of Cervus elaphus (red deer), 893 nucleotides long. It is a transcript of the gene CETN1, whose product is annotated as centrin 1. The record is from RefSeq and is a predicted model, not a curated record. Gene Ontology annotation, molecular function: calcium ion binding. Gene Ontology annotation, biological process: nucleotide-excision repair; mitotic cell cycle; centriole replication. Gene Ontology annotation, cellular component: centrosome; centriole. Lineage: Eukaryota; Metazoa; Chordata; Mammalia; Artiodactyla; Cervidae. The transcript has a single exon. The coding region runs from base 202 to 720 and encodes 172 amino acids.
UAAUAACCGGGGGACUGUGACUGUAACGUACGGCAGGUCUGGCGGAUGGGGCGGGCUUAGCGAGCAGGGUCUCCUGGGUACCACAGGGGACGCAGUUGGGAAGGCUUGGGCCGAGGCCCCGAGCCCGCGUUCCUGGCGGGCGCCCGAGCGCCUGCGCGGUGAACACUAGCGUUAAGGAGCAACCGCCGCAGUCGUCGCAGGAUGGCUUCCGGCUUCAAGAAGCCCACCGUGACCUCCAUCAGCCAGAAAAGAAAGGUGGGGCCUAAGCCCGAACUCACUGAAGAGCAAAAGCAAGAAGUUCGCGAAGCGUUCGACCUCUUCGAUGCCGACGGCAGCGGCACCAUCGACGUGAAGGAACUCAAGGUGGCCAUGAGGGCGCUGGGCUUUGAACCCAGGAAGGAGGAGAUGAAGAGGAUGAUCGCCGACGUGGACAAAGAAGGCACGGGGAAGAUCAGCUUCAACGACUUCUUGGCCGUGAUGACUCAGAAGAUGGCUGAGAAAGACACCAAGGAAGAAAUCCUGAAGGCGUUCAGGCUCUUUGAUGAUGACGAGACCGGGAAGAUCUCUUUCAAAAACCUAAAGCGUGUGGCCAAAGAAUUGGGAGAAAACCUCACGGAUGAAGAGCUCCAGGAAAUGAUUGACGAAGCCGACCGAGAUGGAGACGGCGAAGUGAACGAGGAUGAGUUUCUUCGCAUCAUGAAAAAGACCAGCCUCUAUUGAGUCCGUUUAUCCCGCAAGCAUGUGUAGGGAAAUUGAGUAAUUGGCUGGCUUCCCUGCUUCUCGAUUUGUGAAACCUGGACUUAGAGGCCAGAGCCAUCUCUCCUCUUACCCCCAGUUUGUCUAGAUAGUUCUAUUUCCAAAUCUCUAGCUCUAUUAUAGAAUUUUCAAAUGCU